CGAAAAAGCAAGAAAAGGUAACAAGUGGCCCAGACCUCGACGCCGGCGGGGCUCUCCACAUCGUCAUCGCCGCCGGUCGGCAAAUAACGUCACACAGCAGAUCACCAACCACUCACUCCCUUCUCCCUUCCUGCUGCCCACAGCUUCUCCUGUCACGCAGCUGCUAUUAUCUGCACUGCAAUUGCAUACAUACAUCUGUCCACUGAACCAUUGCUCAAGCUUAUUUUGUCCUGUUCCAUUACUCAUUGUCUAGCCUGCACAACAGCUUUGUGCACUCUACCCCGCCAUCUUAGUUCGACGAACCCGACGUCGUGCUACACCAACUUGCUGCUACUACUACUCCCAUUUCCCACCCCCUCUACGAUCUAUUUCUGCAGUAUAGCAAUUAUGGCCCCUUCGGAUGUCGACCAGCUCUUGGAAAUGGGCUUUGACAAGGAGAGAGCUGAACUUGCAGUGUCGAAGACAGGGGGUCUCCAAGGAGCUCUCGAGUGGCUUGAAAGAAAUCAAGACAAGUCUCUUGACGAAAUCAAAGCAGCCGAAUCAGAACAGGCCGAAGCAGAAGAGGCGCCGGCGCUCCAGCCCGGCGAGCAACCUCGCAGUCUCAUUUGCAACGAAUGUGGCAAGAAAUUCCGGAGUCAAUCCCAAGCCGAGUUCCACGCGUCGAAAACAGAACAUGUUGAUUUUUCAGAGUCUACGGAGGAAAUUGCCCCUUUGACAGAGGAGGAAAAGAAAGCCAAACUUGAAGAAUUGAGGGAGAGACUUGCGGCAAAACGAGCGGCGCAGUUGGAACAAGAAAAGAUAGAUAAGAAGAGAAACGAGGAAAUCAGAAGGAAGAACACCAAGGAGAGCCAAGAUAUCAAGGAAGAGCUUCAACGGAAGGCGAUGUUGAAAGAGGCAGCCCAGAAGAAAAAGGAAAAGCUCGAAGAGAUCGAAGCGAAGAAGCGCAUUAAGGCCAAGAUUGAGGCAGACAAGGCGGAACGACGACGGAAAGCUGAAGCGGAAAGGGCAGCGCGAGCAGGCCUGGCUCCUCCCGUUCACGCGGAACUACCACCUACACCAUCUGGCCCUGUCUCCUCCAAACCUGCCUCUACUUACACUGAAAGCCGUAUGAGAUUCCAGACGUCCAAGGGGAACAUCUUGAAGACAUUCCCCGUCACUACGACGCUAUUCGAGGUUGCCGCAUCCCUGAACAAAAAUGAUGGCAUUGAGGUACAGAGUUUCAUCCAGAACUUCCCGAGGAAAGUUUUUGACUCCGAAUAUUUCGGUGAGACGCUGAAGGAGCUGGGCCUUGUCCCUAGCGCCAGUCUCAUUGUUCAGUGACGUAUUUCUAGAGAAUUCGCCAGUGCGGGCAUACGAUGAUGACAAGAUGCAAGAAUUAAAAUGUAUACACUCAUGGCAGCACUACAAUUACAAGAUAAUCUCCA
Molecule: messenger RNA, 1424 nt
Organism: Monascus purpureus
Lineage: Eukaryota; Fungi; Ascomycota; Eurotiomycetes; Eurotiales; Aspergillaceae
Source: the annotation of a GenBank genome assembly